Messenger RNA from Cuscuta europaea, 3259 nucleotides. The record is from the annotation of a GenBank genome assembly. NCBI's taxonomy places the organism in Eukaryota, Viridiplantae, Streptophyta, Magnoliopsida, Solanales, Convolvulaceae.
AGAGAUCAGCAGUAUUUACUAUUUACCGAGGUAAUAGGAAGUUUUGAAUAAUUGAAAGUAAAAACAAAAAGGGGGAGGGCGAGAAGGAGAAGAAGCGAUUGAGUCCAAGCAGGCAUCGCCUCUUACGUCUCCUUUUCUUCAAUUAAACCAUAACUUAAGAAACCUCCCGACUCUCUUUUUCUUCUUUAUCAUAACACCCGGAAGCGAAAGAAACCACAAUCUGAAACCCAUUCGGAACUUUUAGAUUAAUCAGACAAUCUGAUACAGUGAUAUCAUAACUUCACAAAAUUUAUCUAUUUUUUAUAUAGAUAAAUAUUUGCCUUUUCGUGUGGGGUUUAAUUAUAUUAUAGUUUAUAGUGAUGAUUUGAGCUGGGCAUUGACGCACUCAGUCGCACAGUGAUUCCUUUCUUUGGCAGUAUGCAGAAUGGACUUGCUUAGGAUCAACUUAUACAAAUGAUGUUUAGUGGUUCGAAAGCUGCUCAUGGUCUUAACAUAUUCAAAUGGAAGUGGCGUGGUGAAUCAUCAUUAAGUACACGACUACUUGAUCACAUUCCUCCCGAGAUUGAGUUGUCUGACUAUCACAGAGCACCAAGUCCAAGUAGUGAAAGUCCAUCGGGCCUUCUUAAUGAUGAGAGCUUUAAGGUUGAACAUAUUUCCGAUCUAGACCUCUUCUUUGAGAGGCUAUACUGCUACUACUGUGAAAAAGGUCUAUGGUGCAUCAUCAUCAAAUGGGUUUUUGAGCUUUUUGGCCUGGCAUUCACCAUUUGCUUUUCUGGAUUUUUCUUACUAUUUGUUGAUUGGAGUGGGCUUCGAAGCGCCAAGUGUGGGAUGGAUGCUGUAGAAUCUGGGAUAAAGCCUUGUGAUCUGUCUAAGGAAGCUCUUCAUCACCAUCCAUUGUCUCCCUUCACAAUUUCUAAAGCCAUUGUUGUUGGUUACCUUGGCAUAUUUUCAAUAUACUGGAUCUUUUGCUUUUUAAGAUUCUUUGCUCAGCUCAAGAACACCUUGAUAAUUCGUGACUUUUACUAUAACAGUCUCCACGUCACCGAUGAUGAGAUACAAACCAUGCCCUGGCCAUCGAUUCUUGAUAAAAUUGUUAAAUCACAGAAUUCACAACAACUAUGUGUGAGCAGAGAUCUUUCGAUCCAGGAUGUUGUAAUGCGAUUGAUGAGGAAAGAAAAUUAUUUGAUUGGAAUGGUCAAUAAAGGAGUUCUUGCCUUUCCUAUUUCUCCAUGGGUACCUGGUGUCGGUCCUGUCAAAUUUUGCGUAGAUGGUGUUCAACAUCGUCUUAUACUAACAAAGACCCUCGAGUGGACACUGAAUUGGUGCAUAUUGCAGACCAUGUUUGAUAAAAGCUAUUGUGUACGGAAGGAUUUUGUCUCUGAUCCUAAAACAUUAAAGAAAAGGCUUAUGAUUGUGGGGAUUGCAAUGUUUUUGGUUUCUCCAUUUCUUGUGAUAUUCAUGCUGGUUUAUCUCUUCCUGAGGCAUGCUGAACAGUUUUACAAUCAUCCUAGCACGGCAUCAUCUCGUAGGUGGUCCACGCUGGCCAAGUGGAUAUUUCGGGAAUACAAUGAGGUUGACCAUCUAUUUAAGCACAGGAUGAACACCAGUAUAGUACUUGCAUCUGAUUAUCUGAAGCAAUUCCCCUCUCCUAUUAUAUCGUUGAUCGCAAAGUUCAUCUCAUUCGUUUCUGGUGGAUUUGCUGCUGUUCUUAUCAUCAUUGCUUUCCUGGAUGAAUCUCUGCUGGAAGGCCAUAUUUUUGGCCGAAACUUGUUAUGGUAUGGUGCUGUUUUUGGAGCAAUUACAGCCAUAAGCCGUGCUGCAGUGACAGAUGAACUUCUUGUGCAUAGUCCGCAUGAGGCAAUGUCACUAGCAGUCCAACACACACAUUAUAUGCCUAAGAGAUGGCGGGGGAAAGAAAAUACUGAAGGGGCCCGCUCCGAGUUUGAAACUCUAUUUCAGUACACUGGCAUGAUGUUGCUGGAAGAGAUGGUUUCAAUCUUUCUUACACCCUACCUACUUUUAUUUGUUGUUCCGAAGAGAGUGGAUAAUGUUCUCCAGUUCAUUACAGAUUUCACUGUAGAUGUUGAAGGUGUUGGGAAUGUAUGCAGCUUUAGUGUCUUCGACUUUAGAAACCAUGGAAAUAGCAAAUAUGGUUCACCAUUUAAUACUCCACAAACCAGGAGGAGUUCCCAGGGGAAACUGGAAAAAUCAUUUCUGAGCUUUCACAAUAGCUACCCUUCAUUGGAACCUAAUGCUGAUGGGAAGCAAUUCCUUUUGACAUUGAGAGCCUUCAGAGAACAGAGAUUGUAUGGGCAUGAAAUGAUGAGACGAGCUCCAUAUCCACCUAUGAACUUUCGCCCACCAUGGAAUCUCAACUCGAGAGGCUCAAGUGACGACAGGAAUGGCUACUUCCCCCCCACCAACAGCUUGGGGGAUGGAAGAUUUCCUUAUAUUCUUGACCAUUAUUACACAUUAUACACGGCUAAUUCUCUGAGUGAUGCCCAACCUGAUCACUUUGAUGUGGGGCCUGAAGAUGCUUGGGCCCAGCCCGGUUAUGCGCAAAACGAAUUUGAUGAUAGGUCACGGAGUUACCUCUACACUUCAACAUCGGCUCCUCUCAUUCGGGAAAGUGUGCUUCUUCAUCACCGUCAUCAUCAUCAAGAUGAUGAUGAUGAUGAUGUGGAACCAUCUGUUGCGAGACGGGACUGGUGGGCCAGGAGUAGACCACAAGUGCUGGGGCCACGGACAAGCUUUCUCGAACCUCCUACUUCUGAACGUGGCAGUGGCGGCCCUCAAACAAGCUUUUUGGAGCCACCUCCCACUUUCAACCAUCCCAACCCUCACGAUUAUUAUGAAAACUUCUCGGACAAAAGUGCAGAGGAGGAUAAGCAGGAAAAUCUGGAUUUGAGGAGCGGAUCAAAUAGAGCGAUGAUGGGUACGUUCUUCAUGGAAGAAUCUGUUGGAGAAUUCAAUCUCCCCUUUGAUGAUAUUUAUAGAAGGCGUUUGGCAAGCCCGAGUCGAAGCAUGGAUCCAGCAGGUUUUGUGUGAUGCCCUUCUCUUAUUGUUUUGUCUAACAGAAAGUGUGCGAUAUGUUGUUCUUUAUUGUACAUAAACAAACACUAAAGUUAGUGUUGGGGGGAGGACUUGGGUAUUGGUUCAGUCUGUCAAUCCUUUUGCAAAUGUAAAAACACAUCCCUCCUAUCAAUAGAUGGUUCUGUUCGUUAGUCCAAAUUUUCUUCAUAUUAGUUGCUAUACACCA